Messenger RNA from Prorocentrum cordatum, 264 nucleotides. The record is from the annotation of a GenBank genome assembly. Lineage: Eukaryota; Dinophyceae; Prorocentrales; Prorocentraceae.
GUGGGCCACAACUUCGAGAACCCGCAGAAGACCCUUUCGGUUAGCCCGAAGAAGGGCGAGGAGAGCUUUUUGACCGCCUUCCCCGACUGCUACCCGCCGGCCGGGACCUACGGUAUCGAGCCCCCGAACACUCGCGCACCGCCCGGCGGCAAUCUGUACGUCUACAACAUUCCCUUGGAUUGGAAGGACAUCAACCUUUACAGGCACUUCAUCCACUACGGCGAGCUCACCAGCGUCAAGGUCAUGAUGAAGGAGGGCAACGAG